AUGACACCAGCACCUGGCUCACCAAAGGCACGUGCAAAGUCGCCAUUCCUUACCCCAUCUUCGAUACCCACACUUGCAAUACCUCCCACCGUUUAUGUUCCUUCACCACUCGGCGAUAAUUCUCUCACUGCUUUCCCAUUUCAUGGAAGAGAGAUUCCUGGAUUCUACGUCGUGAUUCCAGCAGGAGGUGCCGGAACGCGUUUGUGGCCACUUUCGCGAGAGGAUCAUCCCAAAUUCCUUCUCGACGUGAGUUUAUGCGGACGAUCUCUCCUUCAAGCGACAUGGGACCGUCUGUUGCCCCUUGCAACUGCUAUACGGACAACCGUUGUCGCUGGUCCUGCACAUUCGAGUGCCAUCCGGAACCAACUACCCGAGCUAAUUCCGACUAAUCUCUUCACGGAACCGGGUCCGAAAGACUCAAUGGCUGCAAUCGGUCUAGCAGCUGCAAUCCUUGCGCGUCGUGACCCGGAUGCAAUUAUCGGCUCGUUCGCGGCCGAUCAUAUCGUCCACGGUGAUGAUGCAUUCCUCUCCGCAGUCGCAGAAGCCGUGGAAGUCGCACGAGAGAACUAUCUCGUCACGAUUGGUAUUGCUCCGUCCCAUCCAGCAACCGGGUUCGGUUACGUUCGUCUCGGCGAACGUUUGCCCCUCCCAAAUGCACCGAACGCACGUCUCGUAGGGAGCUUCAAAGAGAAACCCGACGCUCGUACAGCUGCUACCUACCUCGCAACGGGCAACUACCGAUGGAAUGCCGGUAUGUUCGUCACGCGUGCAACCUUCCUCAUGGAGCUGCUCAAAGAGUACAAACCGGAAUUGCACGAUGGUUUGUCGCGUAUUGCUGCAUGUUGGGAUGAUGAGGGGUUGAGACAGACGGCAUUAGGCGAGGUUUGGGCUGCAUUGGAGAAGAUUCCGAUCGAUAAUGCUGUUGCGGAACCUGCUGCUGCACAGGGACGCGUUGCGGUUGUGCCCGCGACGUUUGGGUGGGAUGAUGUUGGAGAUUUCUCGUCGCUUUCGGAGAUGCUGCCUGCUGAGGCCAACCAGCCUAAGGUCUUGGGUGACCAACAUCUCGUCCUUACGGAACAAGUGGCUGGCGGGAUUGUCGUUCCCGGCUCAGGAAGGCUCGUUGCAUGUCUGGGUGUUGAUGACCUCGUCAUCGUAGACAUGCCGGACGCGCUGAUGGUCACGACACGUGCACGGUCUCAGGAAGUGAAGAGACUCGUGAAGAGAUGUAAGGACCAAGGGUGGAAGAAUCUCCUAUAG
This is a messenger RNA of Fomitiporia mediterranea MF3/22, 1257 nucleotides long. RefSeq lists its product as uncharacterized. The coding region runs from base 1 to 1257 and encodes 418 amino acids. Gene Ontology annotation, biological process: GDP-mannose biosynthetic process. Gene Ontology annotation, molecular function: mannose-1-phosphate guanylyltransferase (GTP) activity. The record is from RefSeq and is a predicted model, not a curated record. The transcript is spliced from 2 exons. NCBI's taxonomy places the organism in Eukaryota, Fungi, Basidiomycota, Agaricomycetes, Hymenochaetales, Hymenochaetaceae.